CGGUUCAAGGUUUGCAAUUGCAGCCCGUUUUAAGUUCCGGUGCGGAAAGGGGGAAGCCCUCCCUCUCUCUCCCUCUCUCUGGCGAAUACAAUGCCUGGAAGUGGAAGCCCAUCGGCUUCACUUCUUAUCCUCCACCAUCCCCGCUUCACCAUCACCGCCCUUUUUCUCAGACCACUCGCCUCCUCUCCCGCCGCUCACCCACGCCACAACCAUUUCUCUCUCUUCUCUCCUUCACGGAAAUCCUAUGUUCCUUUCAGUCGCUCCUUCGGCCUCACUGCCGUUGCCUCCCGUCGGCAGUCCACUGCCGCCGCCUUUUCAAGUAGUUUUAGAUGCCACUCUUCUUCUCCUUCGCCUUCUUCUUCUCUAUCCGCGGCGGCAUCAGCGGAGUCGCUUCCUCUGGAUGAAAAUAAUGGGGGCGGGCCUUCUGGCCGUUCCGGAGCAUUGCUUCCUUCAACGGUGGCACCGGACGCUGCGCAGAAGGAGAGAAUCGACGUGAAUCCUCCGAAAGGAACCCGAGAUUUUCCGCCAGAGGAGAUGCGCAUUCGAAAUUGGCUUUUUCGCAAUUUCAGAGAGGUCUCGCAAUUGUUUGGUUUUGAAGAGAUUGAUUUUCCGGUUCUGGAGUCCGAGGCUUUGUUUAUUAGAAAAGCUGGCGAGGAGAUAAGGGAACAGCUUUAUUGUUUUGAGGAUCGCGGGAACCGUCGAGUUGCAUUGAGGCCUGAACUCACGCCUUCCUUGGCAAGGCUUGUUAUACAGAAAGGAAAAUCUGUAUCCUUGCCAUUGAAAUGGUUUGCCAUUGGUCAAUGCUGGCGUUAUGAGAGAAUGACUAGGGGACGGCGUCGAGAGCACUAUCAAUGGAAUAUGGAUGUUAUUGGUGUGACUGAUGUUACAGCUGAAGCUGAGCUUAUUUCUUCUAUUGUCACCUUUUUCAAGAGAAUUGGGAUCACGUCAUCAGAUGUUGGGUUUAAGGUUUCCAGUCGAAAGGUUUUACAAGAAGUGUUGAGGUGUUACUCCAUACCAGAUAAUCUAUUCAGCAAAGUUUGUGUCAUUAUAGAUAAGAUUGAAAAAAUCCCUGUUGAUGAGAUUAAGAAAGAGUUGAAGUCUGCUCAAUUGUCAGAGGCUGCCAUUGAAGGGCUUUUGCAAGUUCUUUCUUUGAAAUCUUUGACGUUGUUGGAAGAGAAAUUAGGAACUGCAGGGGAAGCAGUUGCUGAUCUGAAAAAACUUUUCCUUCUUGCGGAACAAUUCGGCUUUUCUGAAUGGAUUCAAUUUGAUGCAUCAGUAGUUCGAGGCCUGGCAUAUUACACUGGGAUUGUAUUUGAGGGAUUUGAUAGGGAAGGGAAACUUCGAGCUAUUUGUGGUGGUGGAAGAUAUGACCAUUUACUCUCUACUUAUGGAGGUGAUGACAUACCAGCUUGUGGCUUUGGAUUUGGUGAUGCUGUCAUAAUAGAACUGCUCAAGGACAAGGGUCUUCUACCUGCACUUAGUCACCGCGUAGAGAACAUUGUCUGCUCGCUGGAUCAGGAUCUUCAAAGUGCAGCUGCUGCUGUAGCUACUAUACUCAGGGAAAAAGGCCAAAGCGUUGAUUUGGUUUUGGAGAAUAAACCACUUAAGUGGGUGUUCAAACGGGCAGCUCGAAUAAAUGCAAAUAGACUGAUACUGGUAGGCAGUUCCGAGUGGCAAAAGGGAAUGGUUUCUGUAAAAAUUCUUUCUUCUGGAGAACAGUAUGAGGUCAAACUGAAUGAGCUGGAGUGAUAGGGCACUGGCCAUUUGGGACAAUUAGCUUCUGAUUAUUAUGCCAUUAUUAGGUUGUGAAAAUCUUAUUUAUUACCCUCAACCUCAUGUAUUACUUUUUGUAGUGACCUAGUAAACAACUUGGACUUUGUGGGACAAAUCUUAAAUUAUUGUAUUGGGUUUGAUGUAUUAUUGAUCAAGCUGUGCUUUGGUUGGUUCAAGGAAAUUCUAUACGUUUUAGCGGGCGUUUGAGCUGACAGGUCUCUGAA
Molecule: messenger RNA, 1997 nt
Organism: Diospyros lotus (date-plum)
Lineage: Eukaryota; Viridiplantae; Streptophyta; Magnoliopsida; Ericales; Ebenaceae
Product: histidine--tRNA ligase, chloroplastic/mitochondrial
Exons: 11
Coding region: 91-1749 (552 amino acids)
Biological process (GO): histidyl-tRNA aminoacylation
Cellular component (GO): cytoplasm
Molecular function (GO): histidine-tRNA ligase activity; ATP binding
Source: RefSeq, a predicted model, not a curated record